Molecule: messenger RNA, 1023 nt
Organism: Lolium rigidum
Lineage: Eukaryota; Viridiplantae; Streptophyta; Magnoliopsida; Poales; Poaceae
Product: putative cyclin-dependent kinase F-2
Exons: 1
Coding region: 1-1023 (340 amino acids)
Biological process (GO): protein phosphorylation; regulation of mitotic cell cycle
Cellular component (GO): nucleus
Molecular function (GO): cyclin-dependent protein serine/threonine kinase activity; ATP binding
Source: RefSeq, a predicted model, not a curated record
AUGGGAUGGUCUUCGGCACCGCGAUGCUCGCCUGCCCUAGACGACGACGUCGCCACCGCCGCACCAGAGCUGAGCAAGAACUCCGUUGCAGGAAGCCGCUUCCAUCAGCUCGAGCUGCUCGGCGCCGGAACGUUCGGGGUCGUCUACCGGGCGCGGGACCGCCGCACGGGCGAGAUCGUGGCCAUCAAAUGCCUCCGCGCCAACUCCUCCGGCGGCCACAACAACGGCCGCUACUUCUCCGCCUUCGCUAGCGAGGUCAGCGCCCUCGAGAAGUGCAGCGGCCACCCGUCCAUCGUGCAGCCGCGCGCCUCCGGCCUCCUCGGCGGCGAGGCCUUCCUCGCCAUGGAGUUCGUGGGACCAACACUCAAGCACGUCAUCAAGCAUGAUCGCUUCAGGAGGAGACACACGGAGCUGGAGGUCCGCCUGUUCAUGAGGCAACUCCUCGCCGGCGUAAGGCGGAUGAACCGCCUCGGGCUCAUGCACCGGGACCUCAAGCCGGAGAACGUGCUCGUCGACGCCCGCGGAAGCCUCAAGAUAUGCGAUCUAGGGCUGUCGUGCAGCAUGGCCGACGGCCCGCCCUACUCCAACCCCGUCGGGACACCAGGAUACCGCGCGCCGGAGAUCAUCCUCGGGGCCACGGAUUACGACGAGCGGGUCGACUCCUGGGCUCUCGGCGUUAUCAUGGCCGAGCUCCUUGCCGGGAAGCACCCGUUCCAUGGGAGCUCGGACGCCGACCACCUCAGCGAGAUGUUAGACCUUCUUGGCACGGCGGACAUCAAGGAGUGGUCAGGUUACGAAGGCCGGCAGCUGCCCGGUGGAAGCCAACCAGAAAGCUUUCUACGCAUCAAGUUCCCCCCUCCAGCGGAGGGCAUGGGGAUCAGAGGCCCGCCGGCGCUCUCGGAUGCCGGUUUCGAGGUCUUGAGCGGCCUUCUGCGAUGCAACCCGGACAAGAGGCUCACGGCGGCUCAAGCGCUCCAGCAUCGGUGGUUCAAGGAGGCCACCUCUACCAUUACAAGGAGAUGA